Messenger RNA from Xenia sp. Carnegie-2017, 1813 nucleotides. RefSeq names its product dual specificity tyrosine-phosphorylation-regulated kinase 2-like. NCBI's taxonomy places the organism in Eukaryota, Metazoa, Cnidaria, Anthozoa, Malacalcyonacea, Xeniidae. The transcript has 11 exons. The record is from RefSeq and is a predicted model, not a curated record. Gene Ontology annotation, molecular function: protein serine/threonine kinase activity; ATP binding. Bases 974 to 1813 code for a protein of 279 amino acids. Gene Ontology annotation, biological process: peptidyl-serine phosphorylation; peptidyl-threonine phosphorylation.
GACUUUAUUAACCUGGACGAUCAUCAUUUACAAACAUAUAACGAUACUCCCGGGUUCAAACCAUUUACUUUAGUAAUACUAUAUGUCGUUCAAGUAUUUGCUGUGAGUGAAAAUGUUGUGUUUUGUUCGUGAUUAUGAAACCAAGAACAACGCUGUAUUGGCUUCGAAUUAAUUGUGAAUUGUCUAACUCUUUCUUUAAAUUCUCCUUUUUUAAAAAAUCAUUUUAAACUUCAAACUUUCGAAAGUCAUUUUGUUGGCGCUUUGUUUUUGUACUCUACGCAAUCUCUUAUUUGAACGAAAACAUUGAAAAAUGCCAAAAUGGCCGCUGUAUGCGAGGCUGCAUCAUUGGCUGUAUAGAUAAAUAAUAAUUUCAUUUAGAAAUUACAUUGCUCGAACUUAGCUGAUAGGUUUAUUGUGUGAAAAGAUUUGUACACAUUGUGUACAAAAUUCCACACAGUUGUACGCGUUUUUACACAAUGUGUGUACACUGUGUUUGAAGUUCACUUUUGUCGUGCUCAUGUUUUUGUUUUGAACAACUAAAAGUGGCGCGAAAAUUGUCUUGAACAUUAACAUACGUUUAGACGUUUUGGGUGAAAAAAGAAGCACUUUUACAGUUAACUAGGCAAAAAAAAAACGAUAACAUACUUUAUCCAAAGAUUUUCUUUCUACUUUGGGCUUCUAUCCAUUAAUCUUCUGCUUGAAAAAUACAAAGAACAGCAAACCAUUAACAACUUUCCGUCUGGUACGUCGAGUUUGCAAGCAAGCUACCCAUCGUGACCAUGACUGCCCCUGGACUGCCCACGCUCAGCCACAUUGCCCCUCACUGCUCCACACAGACCCUCACUGCCCCUCAGCAAAUUCAAGAUGGCUGUUAAGUUAGAUUUUGUAAUGUGUUUGCAAGAUGGUUGUUUGCCGUUUGAAUAGACAAUGAAAUUUUGAGCUCAUUUUACCCUAGAAAGGAACGAAAAAAUAUAUGCAUUCUUUUCGACCUCCUCACCAGUCUAGGGACUGUUUUCAGCGAUUGUGUGUUUGUCCGAAUCCUUCUGAACGUUCUAUAUUUGCUCAAAUGACUGUGGGUCUUAAAAUGUUGUAUUCAAGUAUUGAUGAUAAAGCAAACAAGAAGCAAAUAAAUAAGUCGUUGUUUCUCAACAGCAGUUUUAAAGAAGAUAAGUUCAAGCCAGUAAUUGGAGCUCUCCUUGCUGGUCGGUACAAAGUUAUCGCUAAUGUUGGUGAAGGUCAGUCAUCUGUGAUGGUACAAGCAGAGGAUACAUAUCAUCCAAGGCAGAGAUAUGUAGCAAUAAAGAUAUUACACAAAAGUUAUGCCAAUUUGGGACCUCAGGAAGCAAGUUGUCUACUUCAUUUAAGGAACUCUGAUGCCUAUAAUGUUUCUAACAUUGCUCAUUUCUUGAAUAUGUUUGCUAUUGGAAAUCAUUUUUGCAUAGUCUUCAAAUUCCUAUUACCAAAACCCAUUUACAAGUAUUUUCAGAUGUUUCCAUUCCAAAGCAAGAUGGAAAGAUUGAACUCUUUGAAGAAUAGCUUUUCAACAAGUAGAAAAAAUGUCAAAUUAAUAGACCUGGGCAAUGCAAUUUAUUGUGUUCACAAAGAGAUGUCUCUAUAUUUUGACUCGUUUGAAUUACAAACUGUCUUUUAUCGAGCCCCGGAAGUUAUGUUCGGCUUACCAUUUGGUUAUCAGAUUGACAUGUGGUCGCUGGCUUGUGUACUAGCAGAGCUUUAUCUGGGAGAACCGCUAUUUCUCGGGACUUCAAAGAGGAAAUACUGGAGCAAGUAUGAUCUUCAAUAUAUUCUUGAUUAG